AUGAUGUUUGCCUGUAUUAUUCUUUUGUACCCAUCGUAUUUUCCGGACCGUACGCUUCCGGAUGAACGGUUGUUUGGGUCCCUUAAACGUCACCUUGAUAGAAAAGACUUCAGUUGA
This is a messenger RNA of Caenorhabditis briggsae, 117 nucleotides long. The transcript has a single exon. NCBI's taxonomy places the organism in Eukaryota, Metazoa, Nematoda, Chromadorea, Rhabditida, Rhabditidae. The record is from RefSeq and is a predicted model, not a curated record. Bases 1 to 117 code for a protein of 38 amino acids.